GCCCGGUGGCCGGGUAGGGGACUCGGGUGGGGGCAGGCAGGCCGGCCAAACAAGCCCCGGGAGACCGGCUGGCUGGCCAGCAGCAGAGCUCUGGGCCGGUUGUUUCCAGCGCGCACUAUCACCGGCGCUUAGUAGAUGUCGCUGUUGUCCGUGCUUACGCGGCCGGCCGGCCGGGCUCUGGAACACGUGACCUGCAAGGAGGCUGCGGCUCAAGGCCAUUUUCAAAUCUCAUUGGCUUGGUUGUCAUGUGGUCGGCAGAGGCAUCCACAAUUACACCGGGAAUGUUUUCCUAGAGAUGUCAGCCUACAAAGGACACAAUCUCUCUUCUUCAAAUUCCUCCCCAAAAUGUCCUUUCCCAACAGCUCUCCUGCUGCUAAUACUUUUUUAGUAGAUUCCUUGAUCAGUGCCUGCAGGAGUGACAGUUUUUAUUCGAGCAGCGCCAGCAUGUACAUGCCACCACCUAGCGCAGACAUGGGGACCUAUGGAAUGCAAACCUGUGGACUGCUCCCGUCUCUGGCCAAAAGAGAAGUGAACCACCAAAAUAUGGGUAUGAAUGUGCAUCCUUAUAUACCUCAAGUAGACAGUUGGACAGACCCGAACAGAUCCUGUCGGAUAGAGCAACCUGUUACACAGCAAGUCCCCACUUGCUCAUUCACCGCCAACAUUAAAGAAGAAUCCAAUUGCUGCAUGUAUUCUGAUAAGCGCAACAAACUCAUUUCUGCCGAGGUCCCUUCGUACCAGAGGCUGGUCCCUGAGUCCUGUCCCGUUGAGAACCCCGAGGUUCCCGUCCCUGGAUAUUUUAGACUGAGUCAGACCUACGCCACCGGGAAAACCCAAGAGUACAAUAACAGCCCCGAAGGCAGCUCCACUGUCAUGCUCCAGCUGAACCCUCGUGGCGCGGCCAAGCCGCAGCUCUCGGCUGCCCAGCUGCAGAUGGAGAAGAAGAUGAACGAAACCGCGAGCGGCCAGGAGCCCACCAAAGUCUCCCAAGUGGAGAGCCCCGAGGCCAAAGGCGGCCUUCCAGAAGAGAGGAGCUGCCUGGCCGAGGUCUCCGUGUCCAGUCCCGAAGUGCAGGAGAAGGAAAGCAAAGAGGAAAUCAAGUCUGAUACUCCAACCAGCAAUUGGCUCACUGCAAAGAGCGGCAGAAAGAAGAGGUGCCCUUACACUAAGCACCAAACGCUGGAAUUAGAAAAAGAGUUCUUGUUCAAUAUGUACCUCACCCGCGAGCGCCGCCUAGAGAUCAGUAAGAGCGUUAACCUCACCGACAGGCAGGUCAAGAUUUGGUUUCAAAACCGCCGAAUGAAACUCAAGAAGAUGAGCCGAGAGAAUCGAAUCCGAGAACUGACCGCCAACCUCACCUUUUCUUAGGUCUGAGGCCCCAUGUGAGGCCAGGAUCCGAGAGGGGGCACCGUGUUCCAGGCCUGAGUGCUGGAGGACUGGGGAGGCGGAAACAAAACCUUCAUGGCUCUUUGUUUUUUUUUUGUUUUGUUUUGUUUUGUUCUGUUCUGUUUUCCUGCUAGAAUGUGACUUUGGGGUCAUUCUGUUCGUGCUGCAAGUGAUCUGUAAUCCCUAUGAGUAUAUAUAUAUAUAUAUAUUAAAAAACUUAGCACGUGUAAUUUAUUUUUCCAUCGUAAUGCAGGGUAACUAUUACUGCGCAUUUUCAUUUGGGUCUUAACUUAUUGGAACUGUAGAACAUCCAUCCGACCAUCCACUCAUCCACCCAUCUAUCCAACCAGCAAUGUGACUUUUCCACGGUUUUCCUCACAUAAAAGUUCUCUGUGUGUGGGUUAGCCCAUGAACUCAUGUCAUUUUGAAAACAUCCAGUACUUUUAAAAAAAAUUGCAUAUAUAUUUCAAACAAAUAAGAAAACCCACAAGCUUUGGGGGGGAGGGGGACUUUAAAAAGCACAUUACAAUGUAUCUUUUCACAAAUGAACUUAGCAAUUGUCCUUGGUGAAAUGGAGUGUUGAUGACGUAUGCCUUGUAGCCUUUUCCUUGUGGUGCAUCUGUGGUUUGGUAGAAGUACAACAGCAACCCGCGCUGUGCUCUCUGUGCAUGUUCUGACCGCAUGUAUAAUGCAAUAAACUCUGGAAAUGA
Molecule: messenger RNA, 2096 nt
Organism: Peromyscus maniculatus bairdii (prairie deer mouse)
Lineage: Eukaryota; Metazoa; Chordata; Mammalia; Rodentia; Cricetidae
Gene: Hoxd10
Product: homeobox D10
Biological process (GO): regulation of transcription by RNA polymerase II
Cellular component (GO): nucleus
Molecular function (GO): RNA polymerase II cis-regulatory region sequence-specific DNA binding; DNA-binding transcription factor activity, RNA polymerase II-specific
Source: RefSeq, a predicted model, not a curated record